GGUUCACGGGAUAGCAAGAUGUCCGCGUUCAUUUGAAAAAGUGUGUUUAUAAUCGAUGACUUCCAUCUUUCUCUCUGUUCGUACGCUGUAUUUCUCAAUGCAACACAUACAAGACACUGGGAUUAUAUAAAGGAAACACGAGGACUCCGAGACAAGGGCCAUACAAUUUGUUAUUAACAGAAAUAAUGCUGAUAUCGGGAACUCAUGUCGAACGUCUAUGAAGAGAGAGCCACAAUGAUAGCCGCUGGGGAACUGCAGUCGUUUGUCCCGUUCGGUCGUGAGCACUGCAAAAACCACCCGAACGCUGUCAACAUCCAGCUGCGACAGCUGCAGCCGGCCUCUGAAUUGUGGUCCUCAGAUGGCGCGGCCGGGCUCGUGGGAUCCCUCCAGGAGGUCACUCUUCACGAGAGCGACAGGGAGUCCUGGCAGCUCAGGAAGGGUGCGGACGGGUCUGAGGAUGAGGUCGAUUACGAGGAGGAGCUGUACGUGGCGGGAAACAUGGUCAUCUGGAGCCGGGGGACCAAAGGCCAAGCCUCCUACGUCUACAAGGCCUUCACCGUGGACAGCCCCGUGCAACAGGCACUGUGGUGCAACUUCAGUGUUCCACAAAGCCAAGGUCAAAAGUGCGCUAAAGACAUUGUGGAGCAUGCGGUGUGCAUUGCGCAGGGCACAUGUGUGAACGUGCACAGUGUGAGUGGAAAAGACUUCAUCGCCCCUCUACCUUUCCAGGUGUCUGCUCUGUGGUCCACCACGUUUGGCCUUCUACUGGAGCGGAAAAACUUGACCUCCGACGCUCCCCUCAGUCCCCCAGGAGAGCCUCUCCCCACCCUCUUCAGCAUGAUGCACCCCUUGGAUGAGAUCGCACCUCUGGUCUGCAGAUCCACAGCCCUGUUGGACAUCCCCCGUAUCCAGUAUGUGUCCGACAGCACCAUGCGGGUGGUGUUCGCCUCCUGCAGCCCCUCCAUCAUCAUGACCUACGACACCGUGCAGUGCAUGCACACCGUCUGGCUGCUGCGCAAAGUCACCGUCGAGGAACAGUCGGUGCUGCUGAAGUGCCCGGAGCCGGGGCCUGGCACGGGUGCGGCCAGCUUCCUGGGCUCUCGGCUGCGUAACGUGUCUCGCCUGGACUCUCCCGCCUCUCCGCUGCAGUGCCCCGCGUUCCACAACACCAGCCGCCUGGGAGCCUCGCCCAGCCUGCACCCCCACCCCCGCUCACACUCUAACCACUCCGCACACUCGCCUGGCAUCUCCAGCAUGGCAGCACUCAGCCGGUCCCAUAACCCUGGCAUAGCGGCUCCGUCGUUCUGCAGUGGCCAGCGUUUCAACACGUCGCUGUACUCCCCGUCGCCGCGCGGCCACAGCCUUCUGGCCUCCCCCAACAGCACCAUGAACGAAACGGCCCCACCUCCCGAGAACGAGCUCAUCAUCCCCGACCUGUGCCUCGAGCAGCUGUGGGCAGAGGCCUCCGCCUCACACAGGGACAUGAGUUGCCAGGCCUCCAAAGUGUUCAUCACCUCAGACCUGUGUGAGAACAGAUACCUGUGCUUCCUCGUCGAGUCCCACCAGGAGCUCAGAUGUGUGAAGUUCUUGGAGAGUAACCAUUCGUCCCAGCUGCUCUUCGCAUCCCUCUCCACCAUACCAGCCAAGGACGCAGCACCCCUAGAGGACCGAGGCUGCAUGCUCGUCCUGGAGGCCAACGGCAGUGUGGUCUUGUACACCGGAAUAACCAGGGUGAGCAAGGUGUUUGUGCCGGGCCUGCUGUCCCCGUCUCUGAACGUGCCCGGCUGCCUGCCCCAGAGAUGCAGCUCGGUGGCCAGUGUCAGUACUCCUGCCAAGCCCUUCCUCAAACACCUGGCACACCUGGAAGAGCAUAUGGGCGUGAUGCCCUCCCCAGUGUCGGAUGGCCAGGGUUCGGCUAAGCACCACGACGCCUCCUGGAUGGACGACUGCAUCUUCCAGCAGGCAGUGCCCCACAUCCACACGCUGAGAGAUGCCGUCAGCAGCAGAGUCACGCUGGAGCUGAGUAACGGCACCAUGCUGAGGAUAACCAUCCCAGAGAUCGCCACCUCAGAGCUGGUUCGCCGGUGCCUGCAGGCUGUCCGCUUCGUCCUGCCCAAGGAGACUGCCAUGAAGGUGCUGGUCAAGUGGUACAACAUCUAUAACGCGCCCGGCGGACCCAGCAUGCACCUGGAGUGGAACCUGUUUGUCACCUGCUUCAUGACACUCAUGGGCUACAACACAGAGCGCCUCACCUGGACACGCAACCUCCACUUUGAAGUGCCCCUUUCCCCCGUCAUCGCAGCCAAGAAGGCCAGACCGGCGGACACGGGCUCAGACGAGGACUGGGAGUACCUGUGCAGCUCAGACUACCACUGGCAGCUGUGUGCCCAGUAUGGGGCGGCCGCGGGGGUGCCAGGCCUGGGCGCGCUACCCCACCCGGCCUCCAGGGAGGAGCAGGUGUCCGUGCUGGGCGUGGACUCGUCGGCGCCGCUCUUCCAGCACAUCCCCUCGCUGUUCGCCGUGCUGCACCUGCUCUACGAGGACCUGAAGCUGGACGACCUGCAGAGGAGCGGGGCCCGGGCCCUGGUGGGACUGCUGCAGCAGAUGGCCAGAGACCUGCUGCUAGAGGACUACAUUGAUCUGUACUGGCGCGAUUACCCCUCAUUCAUCAAGACCUUCCGGGAGUCGUGUGUGAUCGACCAGGCUCAACUGGAGCAGAUGAGCAGGCCAUCCUUCCUCACCCCUGAGCCGCCCUGCGUGUCCAGCUGGCUCAGUGGCUGUCUACGGGGGGAGGACAUGCCGCCAUUCCCCUACCUGCCCGGCAUCUGUGAGCGGACCAAACUACUGGUGCUCAGCUAUGCUCUGUACGUAGCUGGAGAUGCCAAUGCUGUGUCUGACAACGUCUUUAAAUACCUGACCAAGAUCUCUGCAGGCCAGAAGAGGAUGUCGGACACCAUUCCAAUUAUCAGAAGGGAGAGCAUGGUGAGCUUUGAGGCGCCGCAGCAAGGUAACCUGGCUGAGAAGCUAAUGGAGUGGCUCACCUCUGCAGGUUUCACGCUAAAGGAUCUGGAGUCAGUUCCGUUCGGGGCGGCGCUGCCCAUCCGGGAGGCCAUCUACCAGUGCCGUGAGCACCCAUGCUCUGAGUGGUCCGAAGACAUCUGUGCCCUGAUUGGCCGACAGGAUCUGAUCAAACAGGCUCACAAGGUGGCCCUGGCCAAGGGCAAGUCGACGGUGGACCUGGGUGGGCUGGUGCGGGAGUCCCCGGGGGUGGCGAGCGAGACGGCAGAGGAGGAGGAGGACGGCAUGUCGGAUCUGUCACCCGAGGUCACCGCCCUCAUCUGGAGCCAGGACCUGCGCAUACAGGAGGUGAGGCGUCUGCUACAGAGCUCGAGACCUGUACGUGUCAACGUGGCCCAGCUGCCAGAGGUCAGCGACCACGAGUACAUCGAGGAGAAGGAGAACAAGCUCCUGUUGCUAUGCCAACGCACCAUGGCGCUGCCCGUUGGCCGCGGCCUCUUCACGCUCUUCUCCUACCGUCCUGUGCCCACCGAGCCCCUGCCCGUGCCCAAACUCAACCUCACCGGUCGGGCUCCUCCCCGCAACACCAUGGUGGACCUGAGCAGUGGCAACAUCGACGUGCCCCCCAACAUGACGAGCUGGGCCAGCUUCCACAACGGGGUGGCGGCGGGCCUCAAGAUCGGCCCCGCCUCGCAGGUGGAGUCUGCGUGGAUCGCCUACAACAAGCCCAAGAGUGCGGAGCUGGCUAACGAGUACGCCGGCUUCCUCAUGGCCCUGGGCCUCAACGGACACCUCACCAAGCUGGCCACGCUCAACAUACACGACUACCUCACCAAGGGCCAUGAGAUGACUAGUAUCGGCCUGCUGCUGGGCGUGUCGGCGGCUAAGCUGGGCACCAUGGACAUGUCCAUCACGCGCCUGCUCAGCAUCCACAUCCCCGCGCUGCUGCCCCCUACCUCCACGGAGCUGGACGUGCCGCACAGCGUGCAGGUGGCCGCUGUGGUGGGCAUCGGCCUCGUGUACCAGGGCACUGGGCACCGCCACAACGCAGAGGUGCUGCUCGAGGAGAUCGGUCGUCCCCCGGGUCCAGAGAUGGAGUAUUGCACAGACAGAGAGUCCUACUCACUGGCAGCUGGCCUCGCUCUGGGCAUGGUGUGUCUCGGGCAUGGGAGUAACCUGAUCGGCAUGACGGAUCUGAAUGUUCCGGAACAGCUGUAUCAGUACAUGGUGGGCGGUCAUCGCCGCACGCACGCCGGCAUCAACCGGGAGCGGCACAAGUCCCCCAGCUACCAGAUCAAGGAAGGUGACACCAUCAAUGUGGAUGUGACCUGCCCAGGGGCCACACUGGCCCUAGCCAUGAUCUACUUGAAAACCAAUAACAGGUCUAUAGCUGAUUGGCUGAAGGCUCCUGACACCAUGUUCCUGCUGGACUUCAUCAAGCCGGAGUUCCUGCUUCUGAGGACCUUAGCCAGGUGCAUCAUUAUGUGGGAUGAGAUUCUGCCCAAUGCAGAGUGGGUGAACAGCAACGUGCCCCAGAUUAUCCAGGAAAACCUCUGGACGGGGGAGGAAGUGCAGGUCUCUCAGGACCUCAACAUGGAGACCUUGGCACAAGCAAAUGACUACAUCAUCGCUGGGGCCUGCAUGGCAGUGGGCUUCAGGUUCGCUGGCUCUGCUAACUCUGACGCCUUUGACUGUUUGUACAAGUUUGCCAGGGUCUUCAUGCAGUUGCUGUCGGCCUCUGCUCCGAUCACGGGCCACUAUAACGUCCAGACGUGCCUGAGCAUGGUGCUGCUGUCCCUGGCCAUGGUGAUGUCCGGCUCGGGGGACCUGAAGGUGCUGCAGCUGUGUCGCUUCCUGCACAAGCGUGUAGGAGGGGAGAUGAACUACGGCUUUCACAUGGCACACCACAUCGCACUGGGACUGCUGUUCCUAGGAGGAGGGAGGUACACCCUCAGCACCUCCAACUCUGCCAUCGCCGCUCUGCUGUGUGCACUCUACCCCCAUUUCCCCGUCCACAGCACUGACAACCGCUACCAUCUCCAAGCUCUGCGUCACCUGGUGGUGCUGGCUGCGGAGCCUCGGCUGCUGGUGCCUGUGGAUGUGGACACUCUGAAGCCCUGUCACGCCCUGCUGGACGUCACAUACAAGGGCACUAAAUGGUAUGAAGAAGUGACAGUCGAGUUGAUGGCUCCGACUUUAUUACCAGAGCUUCACCUUCUGAAAGAGGUCAGAGUGAAGGGCCCUCGCUACUGGGAGCUGUCCAUUGACAUGAGCAAAGGAACUCAGCAUCUACAAUCCAUCCUGUCCAGAGACGGCGUUCUGUAUGUGAAGCUGCGGGCGGGACAGGUGCCAUACAAGGACGACCCACUGGGCCUCAACCUCACGCUCAAACCUGAUGUCAACUCAUUUAAGCCUGAGGCCAUCUCAGCCUUCACCUCGGAUGCGGCCUUGCUCUCCUUCGCUGAGUACUUUUGCCAAGUCACCACGGACAACGCUGCCAAACAUAAGAAGGCCUUGUACUCUGCCAUCCUGUAUGAGUGUGUCACCCAGGAGAAACCAGAGAUGCUGCCCACGUAUAUGGCCAUCGAUCAGGCGGUGCGGUGUGUGGAGCGUGGGGAGGUGGGGGAGACGUUUGGGCUGGCCCAGCUGAAGCUGUUGCAGGAGGUGUGUGGCAGCCGCGUGUUGCAGAGACGCUACGCUACGCCCCCUCGCCCCAUCGCCACGACAACCACCGCCUCCACGCCUCUACAGGUCACGCCCACCAGGAACAGGAAGUGCGGCGGUCUGCUGCUCCACUCGGAGCUCCUGCCCGUCAUGAAGAGCGCCGCGGACUCCGCCCUAGACCGCUGGUUGGCUGGCAACAGCCACGUGUUGCUGGGCUACAUGAGUGGGCAGCCCCAGGAGGAGGACUCUGACACCAACAUGCUGGCCUGCUUCCUUACCUACCACUCCUUCCCCAACCUUCGCAAGACCAGCUCCGCACACCUGCAAGACUCUGCGUCCUUCCCGGAGUUGAUGGUGAGGUGUCGUCAGCUGGGUGUGUCUAUGAGGGCCGUGCUCAGUCUUAGCCCUCUGCUGCUCCCCACCACGGGAGCCGGGAUGCCACUGCACAUCAAGUAGCCCCUCUCCUACCUGCCGGAUCCGGGAUGCCACCACAUGCCCUGCCGGAGCGGGAAUGCAACCACACAUCAAGCGACCCCUCCCCUCUCCUAUUGCCACCACACAUCAAGAGACCCAUCUCCUCUCCUCUCCUUCCUGACGCGACAC
Molecule: messenger RNA, 6285 nt
Organism: Engraulis encrasicolus (European anchovy)
Lineage: Eukaryota; Metazoa; Chordata; Actinopteri; Clupeiformes; Engraulidae
Gene: anapc1
Product: anaphase promoting complex subunit 1
Exons: 50
Coding region: 205-6138 (1977 amino acids)
Biological process (GO): anaphase-promoting complex-dependent catabolic process; protein K11-linked ubiquitination; metaphase/anaphase transition of mitotic cell cycle
Cellular component (GO): anaphase-promoting complex
Molecular function (GO): molecular adaptor activity
Source: RefSeq, a predicted model, not a curated record